Papaver somniferum (opium poppy) is the source of this 2662-nucleotide messenger RNA. RefSeq names its product pentatricopeptide repeat-containing protein At2g33680-like. The transcript has a single exon. NCBI's taxonomy places the organism in Eukaryota, Viridiplantae, Streptophyta, Magnoliopsida, Ranunculales, Papaveraceae. Gene Ontology annotation, molecular function: protein binding; RNA binding. The record is from RefSeq and is a predicted model, not a curated record. Gene Ontology annotation, biological process: RNA modification. Bases 60 to 2348 code for a protein of 762 amino acids.
UUCACGCUUCUCAUCCGAAUAUCUGCUAACUAAUAUUUUCCAACAUUUUAAAUGAUUCCAUGUCUAUCCUUUCUUCCUCUGUCUUUCCGUCAUGCCAAUCAAAACCUCAGCAUCAUUUCCCACCACUAAGGCCAACGACAACUCCUCCUAACAAUUUCUUGUCAUCUCGUACAUUCAUCACCUCAAGAAACUUAACAUUUCCGAAGAUAAAGCUGUCAGUUGCCGCGUCUCUUGUUCUGCACGAUGACUGGCCUCAGCUCCUUCAACUCUCAAUUGGGUCUAGAGAUUACAAGUUGGGUUUGUCAAUUCAUGCAUUUCUUAUCAAACUAGGCUCUCAUAAUGAAACCUUUCAAGGAAACAAUCUUAUAAAUCUCUACUCUAAGUUUAACAAAUUGAAUGACGCACAGAGGGUUUUCGAUGAAAUGACAAUAAGAAACACAAUCACUUGGACUUCUUUGAUGAAUGGGUAUUCUCAAAACAAUAAUGACGCUGAAGCUGUAUUUGCAAUUGCUUGCAAUAUGCAUAGAUUAGGAGAAGAUUUCAGUGGGCAUACGUGCACCGUGAUUUUACAGGCAUGCGAGUCUGCUAGAGAUCAAAUAGUAGGAGAACAAGUUCAUAGUUUAGUCAUCAAAAGUGGGUUUGAGGAAAAUCUUGUUGUUGGUACUUCACUGUUGUCUAUGUACUUGAGAAGUGGGUCUUUGGCUAGUGCAGAAAAUGUUUUUCGGAAUUUGGAUGACAAAGAUAUUCAGUGUUUAAAUUCUAUGAUUUUAGGGUAUGGGAAGGAAGGAGAUGGACAAAAAUCAUUUCAGUUGUUUCGUGAUUUACUAAAUUAUGGUUUGGAACCAAGUGACUAUACAUUCACAAGUGUUUUAAGUUCCUGCGGUGGGGAAAUUGGUGUAAGAGAAGGAAAGCAAUUACAUGGACUCGCUGUUAAACAUGGUGCGGUGAAUGAAAUUUCCGUCGGAAAUGCGUUGGUUACGCUGUAUGGGAAAUAUGGGUUGGUGGAGGAAGCAGAGAAGAUGUUUUCUGGUAUGACCGAGAGAAAUUUAGUUACUUGGACUGCAAUUUUAUCGGUAUAUGUGAAGAACAGUGAGGGAAAAAAGGCCAUUAGUGGAUUUCUCGAGAUGCUUCACUUGGGUAUUUCCUUUGAUACGAACUGCCUCGCUACUUUUAUUGAUGGUUGUUCAGAGUGUAGGAAUUUGGAACUGGGAAUUCAGAUUCAUGGGUUCGCGACAAAGCUUGGUUACUUCUCAAAUCUUUUUAUAGGAACUGCUCUAAUUGAUCUGUAUGCAAAAUGUGGUAAUCUUAGUUAUGCAAAACUAGUUUUCAGCAGUCUUGCUGUUCAAAAUACUGCCGGUUUCAAUGCUAUUCUAGCUGGUUAUAUGAAGAUAGAUGAAGGUGGGGGAGAAAAAGACGAGUAUAUGUUUUUAUUUCACCAAGCAAGGCUCUCUGGAGUAGAACCGGACUUUGUUACUUUUUCACGGCUCAUUGGUUUGUCUGCUGAAAAAGCGUCUCUAGUCAAAGGUAUGGCUUUACAUGCUUAUUCCAUUAAAGUAGGACUUGAGAAUGAGAUUAUUGUGGGAAAUGCACUAGUUUCAAUGUAUGCAAAAUGUGGUGAAGUUGAAGACUCUCGUAGAAUGUUUUACACAAUGGUGUGCCAUGAUUUGGUUUCAUGGAAUUCGUUGAUUUCUGGUUGUGCUCUGCAUGGACAAGGAAAGGAAGUUUUAUUGCUCUUCGAAGAAAUGAGAAGAAGAAGAUUUAUACCUGAUGAGAUAACAGUACUGUCAGUUCUUCAAGCUUGCAGCCAUUCAGGUUUAUUUGAUGUCGGGAUUCACUUAUUCUGGAACAUGGAACCAAAUUUUAAGAUCAAACCAGCAAUUGAGCAUUACGCGUGCAUGGUUGAUCUUUUAGGUAGAUCAGGUAGCUUGUCAAAAGCUAUGGAGUUCAUUAAGCAGAGUGCAUUUUCGGAAUCACCUUUGUUAUGGAGAACACUGAUCAAUACAAGUAAUCUACACGGGGAUGUAAAGAUAAGUACCCUUGCUUCAAAACAUUUGCUUGAUCUGGUUCCAGAUGAUGCAGGUUCAUAUGUUCUUAUUUCAAAUAUGUAUGCUGGAGGAGGAAUGUUCAGUGAUGCUGCAAGGGUAAGAACACUGAUGAAUAACAGGAAGAUGAAAAAGGACGCAGGCUGUAGCUGGAUCGAGAUUGAAAAUAAGGUUCACAGGUUUUUUGCUAGUGGGGAAUAUCAUCAAAAGAGCAAGGAAAUAUAUAAGAAAUUGGAUGAACUAAGGUACCUUAUGAAAGAGAAAUCACACCCCGACAUUGUUUCCCUACAAACUUGGGAUAUGUAGUUUUGAGAGAUUUCAAAGAAACAAUGGUCACACAUACUGGUAUGGUAUUCCAGUACCUGAGUGAUGGCAGAAAUCACGCUAUCGAUUACUUGUUCUUGAACGAAAAAGUAAAGGGACUACAGAUUGGAUUGCUUUAUUAAGACGGAGCGAAUGAAUAUUUGAGCUCCAAUCAACUUUAAGCUCAAUUACACAAUUCUAUACCUGAUAAGUAAAAAAGGAAGAAGAAGAAAGAAAUAAAAAGGAAAAUAUGAAGGAAAAAGGAAAAAGACACUGUAACAUUGUGUGUUUUAAUAAUAUAUCAUUUAAUUCUCAUA